GUCAACGAUAUAUUUGGUAAUCGUAUCUCCAUAAAAUAAUAAAUGAAAUUAACAAACAUACAAAAAUUACCCCUCAAAAAUUAAAAGAUUAUCAAAUAUCAGAAAUUUCAAACAGAAAUACCAAUGGCGUUAAAAGGUGAUGAUAAUGAUAAUCAACAUCUGAGCAAUUUGGUUCAUCAAUUUUCGUUUGCCAAAACGGAGCAGCAUUUUAUAGAUCCUGAAUUGGAAGCGACUCUAACCCUAGCUAAGGAGUUAAGAAAACGGGUUCGUGGCGAGAAAAAAUGUUUGUUUCUAAAAAUACAAUCUUUAAAGGGCGAAUUAAAGGUUGAAAAUUUAAAAGUGUUGGAACUAAGCGACAAAUCAAAAUGGAAGAAUCAUCAGAUUUACAAACUUUACACACUUGAUGAAUACCAUACAAAACUUUUGAAGCAUUUUCCUGAAAGCAUUAAUGAAAACCUAGAAGAAGAAUCCGACCCGGAUAUAGAGUUGGCUGAAAUCGUGGAAAGAAUAGAGAAAUUGAGUUCGCAAUUGGGUCAUGGGAAGACUAAUUGGGCAACGGAGAAACAAUUGUUGAAAGAGCUUGAACCUCUUCAAAGAAGGAGGUCGAUUCUCGAGCCCGAAGUUAAACAAGCCGAAGCUAAAGUUCCAAAACCAAGACUUGUGAGAUAUCCUAACUAUGAGUAUUGGCAAAAGUGGCGCUAUGGUUCUAAGUACGAAUUGAAACGCAAUAUUCGUAAAUGUUUGAAGGAAAUCAGAGUAGAAUAUCCAGAUUUUUGGAAUGAAAAAAAACUGGCACAACGUAACCAAAGAGUCAGUCAAAUAGAGAAGGAACUUGAAUUUCUCGAAGAGAGAUUCGACAUUUUGGAGCGAAAGGAAGAAGAGGCUACUAAAUCAGUAAUGAAACUUCAAAUUCAAAGGAAAUAUGAGAUUGAUCUCAAACACAAAUAUUGCGAACUAAAACAGAAAGUCCAGGAGCUUGAAAUUGAGAAAGAUUGGGUAUUACUUGAAGAAUUGUCCUCUAAAAAUUAAAGAUUGAAGAGUUCAUGAAGAGAUCAAACUAUACGAGAAUUGAAGUACUUACCAAUUAUCGAGGCUUGAGCAGCGAUGAAUCAUGGAAGGAUGCAAGAAUCAAGAUCCCUUGGAAAUGAUAUUUGAUAUUUCGUACAUUAUAAUUUGAUGAGACCUUUCUUCAUAUCUUGUACAAGCAUGAUAUGUUAUCUUAUGACUAGUCUUUUAUGCACGCGAUGCGUGCGAGAUAAUAUCUGAACUUUAAAUUAUUUUAUUACAACUAAUCACCAAUAAUAAUAUAAGGCUCUAUGUACC
This is a messenger RNA of Spinacia oleracea (spinach), 1323 nucleotides long. RefSeq lists its product as uncharacterized. The coding region runs from base 124 to 1029 and encodes 301 amino acids. The transcript has 7 exons. Lineage: Eukaryota; Viridiplantae; Streptophyta; Magnoliopsida; Caryophyllales; Amaranthaceae. The record is from RefSeq and is a predicted model, not a curated record.